Daphnia pulex (common water flea) is the source of this 569-nucleotide messenger RNA. RefSeq names its product probable serine/threonine-protein kinase ireA. The record is from RefSeq and is a predicted model, not a curated record. The transcript is spliced from 3 exons. Gene Ontology annotation, molecular function: ATP binding; protein serine/threonine kinase activity; RNA endonuclease activity. The coding region runs from base 219 to 569 and encodes 116 amino acids. Gene Ontology annotation, cellular component: IRE1-TRAF2-ASK1 complex. NCBI's taxonomy places the organism in Eukaryota, Metazoa, Arthropoda, Branchiopoda, Diplostraca, Daphniidae. Gene Ontology annotation, biological process: intrinsic apoptotic signaling pathway in response to endoplasmic reticulum stress; IRE1-mediated unfolded protein response; protein phosphorylation.
AUACGUCGACAGCCUGUCAAAAAAGUUUUUCCUUGUUUAGUUUUAUCUUUCAUAAAUUAUUUAUGGAUAGGCUAUCUACUUGUAAGGCGCAGGCUUAGUAUUUUGGGCACCUUGCGUCCAUCUCGAAACCAACGGGCGUCCAGAUCUCUGUUUCAGGCAUUCCGACAAACAACUAAAUUCGGUGUUGCUCCAUUUUAGACAACAUCAGUUUGAAUGAAAUGGAAAUUCAACUUGAUGGCAAAAUUCCGCUGGGAGAAGGUGGCUACGGCUCAGUGUUUCCAGGGAAAUAUCAAGGCAGUAAAGUGGCAGUGAAAAGAGUUCUACUCAUAGGUGCUAACGGUGCUAACCACGAAGAAAGCAUUCUUAACCUUCAAUUUCAAGACCAUCCAAAUAUCGUCAAAUGCUUCCACUAUGAAACUGACGAUAAUUUCAAGUAUUUUGCUUUGGAACUGUGCGCCGCAUCAUUAGAUCACAUGUUUCUAGAUGCUAAUCAUUCGCUGAAAUACAGGGGACCUAAACUGCCACACUACAUCACGGUUUUCUCCAAGAAUCCAUCAAAGAAAAGGUAA